This is a messenger RNA of Ceratitis capitata (Mediterranean fruit fly), 1082 nucleotides long. RefSeq lists its product as uncharacterized. The coding region runs from base 158 to 1054 and encodes 298 amino acids. The transcript has a single exon. Lineage: Eukaryota; Metazoa; Arthropoda; Insecta; Diptera; Tephritidae. The record is from RefSeq and is a predicted model, not a curated record.
UGCUUAUGUGAAUUAGUCUUUAGAGCCUUCAAGAUAUAUCGAUAAAUGUGUACAUCUCCUCCAGCAAGCCUACGCAAAUCAAAAUAACAACACGUGCAUUGUCAAAUUUUCAUUUUGAGACAUCAGUAUCUGAUAAUUCUUUCAAAUAAUUAAAACAAUGUCUUCUACGGAAAGUGAAGAAUCCGAAAUGGAAGUCCACACAGAUAACGAAGAAGACCAACAAGUGCCAGAUUUGGAUGCAAGUGACACCGAAUCAGAUGAACUAAGUGAAGGCGCUGAGCCUGAGGAGGAUUUGGAUGAUGAACCUGCUAAGAAAAAAUCUCUUGAAGAUCGAGUUGCUGAAGAUAUUACUAAAAAAUAUUCUGAGCGGCAGGGUAAACAAUUGUAUAUAAGAUUUCCGCAUAAGCUGCCAGAAGAUGAAGAUGAUUUUCAGAAAGAAGUCAAAGCUUUAUCGCCUCUAAUAACAAAGGGGCAUAAACCGCGACAAAAGUAUGCACGUUUUUGUUUAAUCGAUUUUGAUUCACGAGAUGAUCGCGAUACAGCAUUAAAAGCGAUAAAAACGGCAGCAAAGAACGGUGGCACCAAAGUGGUGGUAUCAAUACCACGCACCGAGAAUGCGGAAUUCGUGCAAGAGCUUGUGCAACGAAAAGUCAAUACUUUGGAGAAGAAAAAAGCUAAAGCGCGCUUACGACGGGCAAGUAAAUUAGCUUUGCGCUCCAAAAACUUUUCAUCAUCAAUUGUUAUAACAAACCUGCCACAAAGUGCCUCGGUGGGAGAGGUGCGUCGAUUAUACCCAUCAGCGGUAGAUGUACAAAUAAAACCACGCAAAGGAAAAUUGGUGGCAGCAAGCAUAGCCACAAUUACAUUGCCCUCAACCUUGGAAGCGCGUGCAGCUGUGAAAAAGAAGCAGUCGUUGGGCGGAACGGAACUGAUAGUACGUUUCGAUACACAUCAUAUGAAGAAAGCGGGUGGCAAAACAAAGAGCAAUGUUAAACGAAAAGAAUUUCAGAAGAAUGUGGGACCAAAAGAGAAGAUAAUAAAAGUGAUUGAAUAAAUAAAUGUGUUUUUUUUUUAUAUCAAAA